AUGGGCAACCACCCCUCCACCACCCGCUCCUCCAGGUCCACCCCCUCAUCCACAUCCACACCCCGCUCAUCAACCUUCUCCUCACCCCGCUCAUCACGCACCUCAACCCCCCGCUCCUCAACCUUCUCCUCCUUCUCACCCCGCACCCCCACCUUCCCCAAACCAGUAGCAACCCGCACCCGCUCCUGGCUCUCCUCCACCUCUUCUCGCUCCUCAUCCUCCACAUCAUCCCCCACUCUCUCCCUGUCCCUCUCUCCAACCACCACCACGGCCACUGCAUCUGGAGAGGAGGAGGAGGACGAAUUCACACCCCCCACCACCGACGACCGGGAAUACGAGGUUAAGCCGAGGCCGUUGAGGCUUGGGUAUCCUUAUUAUGAGGACGUACUGUGGGAAGCUGAGUUAGCGCGACGGAGUAAGUGCGUGAGUCCGAAGAGGAAGGAGAGGAGGAGACGGGAGGUUAGGGGGGGACUUGGGGGUGGAGUUGAGUUGAGUGAUAGGAAAUGA
Messenger RNA from Mollisia scopiformis, 507 nucleotides. RefSeq lists its product as uncharacterized. Bases 1 to 507 code for a protein of 168 amino acids. Lineage: Eukaryota; Fungi; Ascomycota; Leotiomycetes; Helotiales; Mollisiaceae. The record is from RefSeq and is a predicted model, not a curated record. The transcript is spliced from 2 exons.